Messenger RNA from Humulus lupulus (European hop), 1816 nucleotides. Its product is annotated as PTI1-like tyrosine-protein kinase At3g15890. The transcript is spliced from 4 exons. The record is from RefSeq and is a predicted model, not a curated record. The coding region runs from base 449 to 1570 and encodes 373 amino acids. Gene Ontology annotation, biological process: protein phosphorylation. Lineage: Eukaryota; Viridiplantae; Streptophyta; Magnoliopsida; Rosales; Cannabaceae. Gene Ontology annotation, molecular function: protein kinase activity; ATP binding.
AUCUCUGUAUUUUUAAAAAAAUUGGUCACAGCUGUACCAAAAAAAAAGGAAAGGGAGGUACUUUACUUGGGAAGUUAAAGGAGGCUUUGGCUGAAACUUUGGCUGAAGAAGACAUUUUUUUUCUCUGCAAAUCCCAUCUGGGUAGUAUUCCCAUACCCAACAUUCGCCAAAAACACUGCCUUUUCUCGUAAAAAGCAAAUAACCCAUUCAUACAGCACGCAGAGAAAUGCCCUUACCUUCUCCUCAUCUUCCUUAUUCCAUAUUGUUGAGCUUAGUUUCUUGUCCGUGUGGACUCUUCAGCUUCAUCUUUUCUCUGCAACAAGCUCUUAACAAGUAGGAGAAGACCAAGCAACCUUGAAAAGUACAAACAGUGACUGAUUUAGUUCAAAGGGUCUCUUUCUGAUUGACCAAAUAAAGUGGGUUUUGAUUGGUGGUGGGAUUUUGAGACAUGGCUUUUUCUCCACUGUUCUGCUGUGGAAAGGGUUUAGAUCGAAAAGAACGAAAGAAGAAGCAGCCAACAUGGAGAGUCUUUUCCUUGAAGGAACUACAUGCUGCUACAAACAAUUUCAAUUACGACAACAAACUGGGAGAAGGGGGAUUUGGCAGUGUUUACUGGGGUCAGCUUUGGGAUGGAUCGCAAAUUGCAGUGAAAAGGUUGAAAGUGUGGAGUAACAAAGCAGACAUGGAAUUCGCUGUUGAGGUUGAGAUUCUGGCACGAGUUCGGCACAAGAAUUUGCUGAGUUUACGAGGAUAUUGUGCAGAAGGACAAGAGCGUUUAAUCAUAUAUGACUACAUGCCCAAUUUGAGCUUACUUUCUCAUCUACAUGGACAACACUCAGCUGAAUGCCUACUCGAUUGGAGCCGACGGAUAAAUAUUGCAAUUGGGUCUGCUGAGGGAAUUGCCUAUCUUCACCACCACUCUACUCCACAUAUAAUACAUAGAGAUGUUAAAGCUAGUAAUGUUCUGCUUGACUCGAACUUUGUGGCCCAAGUUGCUGAUUUUGGAUUCGCAAAGCUAAUCCCAGAUGGUGCAACUCAUGUUACCACAAGAGUUAAGGGGACCCUUGGCUACCUUGCACCAGAGUAUGCUAUGUUAGGGAAGGCAUCAGAGAGUUGUGAUGUCUACAGCUUCGGCAUUCUUCUGCUAGAGCUUGCUAGUGGCAAGAAGCCCAUCGAGAAACUCAGCGCAACACAAAAGAGAACGAUUGUUGAUUGGGCGCUGCCACUUGCUUGCGAGGGGAAAUUCAACGAGUUAGUGGAUCCAAAGCUGAAUGGAAAGUAUGUGGAAGAUGAGCUGAAAAGGGUCAUCUUGGUCGCACUACUUUGUGCACAUACUCAGCCUGAGAAAAGACCUACCAUGCUUGAGGUGGUGGAGUUACUAAAGGGAGAAGCGAAAGAGAAAAUAGCUAAACUAGAAAGUGAUGUACUUUUUAAGAACCCUGUUCCUGUGGAUCAGAAAGAAGGCUACACUGGCACUGCAGAAGAGGCCUCGGAUGCAAUCUUGGAGGAAAAGAAAGUGAAAGAUGAGUUGAAAGAGGAGACUGGGCCUGGAAUUGUUGAACAAAUGUGAUGAAGAACAUUUAGGUGUAUAAUUUGGAUAUUUGAUGUUUUGUUUUAUUUUUCCUCAUUGAGGGGUAGGGGGCAAGGCUGCACUGGCUGUCAAUUUAAAGGAAGUGCCAGGGAAUUAUAUGGUAGCUGCUCUUGCUUUGGAAAGCAUUGUUUUAAAAUGAGUGCUGUGAAUUUGUGUUUGUGUGCUUCUUUUUUUAUUUUUCUUCUUUGUUCCUUCCUGAAUAUAUAUGAAUGAACUAUUCCUGUA